This is a messenger RNA of Daphnia magna, 2614 nucleotides long. RefSeq names its product serine-rich adhesin for platelets. Bases 275 to 2209 code for a protein of 644 amino acids. The record is from RefSeq and is a predicted model, not a curated record. The transcript has 2 exons. NCBI's taxonomy places the organism in Eukaryota, Metazoa, Arthropoda, Branchiopoda, Diplostraca, Daphniidae.
AGGCAACCAUAGAACUUACCUUCACCCACCGAUUGAGCUGUCACAUGAAGCCGAAGCACGAGCAUUUGCGUUCCUCAUAACAUUGAUACAAAAUAUCGUUCAACUAUUUAGACCGGUAACAAGCGACACAGUAAUUCCCUCGUCAUCAACAACCGCAGCAACAACCACUCCAACGACGCCAAAAAUAACAAUCACUGCCGUGUCAUCGAGUGCAGGAACAUCACCAUCCGCGAAUCCAUUACUUUCAAUCACAGAAGCAACAGAAACCCUAUCGAUGUCAACAAUUACAUCAGGGUCGACUCCUAGCGCUCCAACAGUUUUAAUCUUGGACACUUUUAUCGCCUCCACCUCCACGGCUAACAUGGAAACAACGCUUGCGAUGUCAACAGCUUUGCUUACCGAAACAACGGAAACUACAGUUGUGUCAACCACUACAAGCGAAACAAGUUCUGUCAGCCCAGUAAGUUUGACUACAGAAACAACUGAAUCGUCCUCAAUUCCAACGGCCACCACGGAAUCAAUUACUAGUACCCCAUCAAUAGCCAUCACAGAGUCAACAGAAAUUACGACUACAUCAUCGGGUAGUAGUGAAUCAACUUCACAAACUACACCAACUAUAGCUUUAGAUAUUGAAACCACACUAUUGUCAGUAACAACCAAUGUCAGUGAAUCAACUUCCUCCUCAACCAUGACCGAAAGUUCAGCCAUUUCAUCUGCUAUCAGUUUAUCAAAUUCUAUCGCUAUACCUAUUUCGGUUACUGGGGACAUUUUGACCGAACCCACGCCAACGACUAUCAGUGAAUCAAUUUCUACUACCCCAACCGGUUCAACUGUUGCCGAAAAUACCAUGUCUACUGUUACUGAUCAAUCUACUUCUUUCACAACACCUACUCCAGCUACAGAAACUAUUGUAUCCAUCCCCUCGUCAUCAGCUGUCAGUGAAACAUUUUCUACCAUGACUGAAAUUCUGACUUUGUCAUCCAUUAUCGAUCUGUUAACACCUACUACUAUACUUCCCUCAGCUACAGAAAUAACUGUAACUACACCCAUACCAACUGUCAGUGAAUCAACUUCUACCACUCCAGUUAGUUCAACCUUAACGGAAAGUACGGACACUUCAUCUGCUAUCAGUUUAUCAACUUUGACCACUACCCUUACUUCACUCACCGGAAGCACUGUAACCGAACCUGCUUUAACGACCAUCAGUGAAUCUAUUUCCACCAUUUCAACCGGUUCAACGAUUAUCGAAACUACGGCCAUGUCUACUGCUACUAAUCUAUCAACUGGUAGUACUACACCUACUUUAUCCAUACCCAUGUCAUCGACUGUCAGUGACACAACGUCUACCAUGACUGAAAUAAUGGCAUUGUCCUCGACUAUUGGGGUAUUAACUUCCACUACUAUACCUGCCUCAGCUACAGGAACAGAUGUCACGACACCCGUGUCGACGAUUUUCAGCGAAUCAACUUCUACCACUUCAGUUAGUUCAACAGUAACAGAAACAACGUUCGCUUCACCAACUAACAGUCUAUCACCAUCACCCACUAUGUUUACUGUAGCUACAGAAACCAAUGAAACUUUACCAACGUCAGGGACUGAUGCCAGCGAAUCGACUCCUAUCAUAACGCAAAUGAUAGAAACACCUCUGACUACAUCUACGCCAGCGACUGUGAGCGAAUCAAGUACUACUGACCCAAUAAGUUCAACUACAGAAAUAAAUGAAACUACAUCCACACCAUCUACUGUCAGUGUAUCAAAUUCUGCAUCUACAUCUGACUCAGCUACGGAAACAACUUUGUCCACUCCUACGCCAACGAUUGUUAGCGAAUCAACUUCUAUCACCCCAAUUACUGAAACCAUAAUUGAAACGAUGAGUACUUCAACUACUUUGGGCCAAUCCACUUCUAGCACUGCAACCACUUUAGAUACAGAAACAACCCUAACCACAUUCACAUCCACGACCGUUAGCGAAACCACGUCUACGAUAACUGAGGCAACGUCAAUCGUUAUUGGUGAAUCAAUUUCUACAAGUACACCUGCUCCAGCGACGGAAGCAAUUGCAACCACAUACACGUCAACAAUUGUCGGUGAUUCAACCUCUACCACUCCAACGAUUUCAAUUAUAGAAAUAACUGAUACUAGUACUGCAUCUACAUCUACUUCAGCUAGGGAUACAACUUCACCAACACCUCUGCCUACACCCAUCUAACUAAAACUACUUCAACUAGAGAAAUAAAUCGAACCUCUAAGAACAGUUGUGUAGGCAACUUCCAGUAGUGUAACACCUUCAACUAUAUGCAUCUACAAGUAAAACCACUACUACGACAAUGCUAUAUUUAACAUAAUACGAUAAAGAGCCGGCCUCAAAUUGUAUUUUUAAUAACAUUCAAAUUUGUGUUGUUUAUGUUUCAAUCGGUUUCAAUACCUUUUAAUUGUAUAAAGUGUGACGCAUUUCAAAUGAAUUUGCUGUUUCUAUUUAUAGUUAUCGGUUUCAACCGAAUUCAAAUGAUUGAUCAGGAAAAUAAGGUAUGUAAGCACUGAAAAGAAACAUCAAAAUUACUUGAAAACUAAAAGCAUUCUAGAUUUGUUUGCAUUACAUUUACGUAUUUCAAAA